This is a messenger RNA of Caenorhabditis remanei, 501 nucleotides long. RefSeq lists its product as uncharacterized. Bases 1 to 501 code for a protein of 166 amino acids. The record is from RefSeq and is a predicted model, not a curated record. NCBI's taxonomy places the organism in Eukaryota, Metazoa, Nematoda, Chromadorea, Rhabditida, Rhabditidae. The transcript is spliced from 4 exons.
AUGUACACCACUAAACUAUUCAAUUUAGGCAUUCUAAUUCUUGCUGCUGAAAUUCUGAAUCUUGUGGGAGUUUUCUCGCCAUGUUGGACUUCAGAAAGCGAUCAAGUUGGGAUGUCCUUCUGCUAUGGAAUUGUGCCGUAUGAUUCGAUUAAUUCUUCGAUAUUCCCGUGGUACGCUGCAUCUAGUUGGUUAAUGUUCAUAACAGUUGCCUUCUCGAUAAUAACUAUUCUCGCUUACUUCAAAGUACAAGCUGAUGUCAUCCGUGAUGGUUAUUCCUGCGGCUCCCGAAAAUGGUUCAUAAUUAUUUCUGUCUGCGCCAUGAUGACUGUUCUGCUGACUAUUUCUGCAAUUACUGUUCUCGGAGUGAACUUCUCAAAACUCUCGGUUUAUUAUAUCUCAUAUAAUUUGGGCUACUCCGCGUGGAUUUCAAUCAGUGCUGCUGUUUUCUAUUUGAUUGCUUCUGGUCUCUCUGCACACAUUUCAUACCGUGAUUGCUGUUAA